AUGAGCACAACCACAGAACUGAGACGUCGUAUAGCAAAUAAGCGCGCCGAAAAUCCCAGACAUAGGUUCAAUAUAGGCGAGCACCAAUAUCUCGGGCGAAUCGAAGGAGGUUUAUCCCCAGAUUGCACGGUUUGGGGCACGGAAGAAGAUGAAUCUCCUAACUUGCUGUGGGCGGCCUCAUUCGAUGAAUGUAUGUUUGCGACGUAUUUAUAUGUCAGAGAGGACCAAAAGCUCAAUUUAAAAAUACUGGCACAAUGGAGAGAGCAGUUUCUAGACCGGGAUGACGUUUUCCAUGAUAAAUUUCUCGAGUGCAUCGUACUUGAUGGUAUCGAGUAUAAUGAUAACACCUUUGUGGAUGGGAAGGAUCCCGCCGUGAAAGACUGGCCAACACACAGUGUAUUCUAUGGUGGGGGUCGGCAGGGUAUCGACAAGAGUGGGCCAAUGUAUAUCCAUGAGGGCCUUGUUUACUCGGUAUCAAAAGUCUGUCUCGACCCCCAGGUCGCAUUUAUACUAGCUAUAUGGCCUUGUGAUAAAUAUCAAGGAGCCGAUGUUGUGAAUACACGUGAAAUCGCUGUGCCCCCAAGGUCCUAUUCCACGAUACCAUAUCCGUUGUCUACACGGAAUGGUCUUCACUGGCCUCUAGAAGGAAUGAGGAUUGCUGUCCAGGACAACUACUAUAUCGGCGGUACACGUAUAUCGCUCGGAAGCCAUAAUGAAUUUUCCCGCUUUGCCAGAAAGGUCGAAACUGCAGAUCUGGUACCUCUAUUAAAAGAGGUGGGCGCCACCGUUAUUGGCAAAACCACAUGCAGUCCCUUGUUCAUUAUCAGUGAUCAAACCAAAAGGGGACACUGCCAGAUACCGCUUAAUCCGCGAGGAGAGGAGGACAGUUUGAUCGCGGGUGGUAGCAGUGGUGGCAGUGCAGCAGCAGUUGCAGCAUACGACUGGCUUGAUUUGGCAAUCUGCAGUGACACUACUGGAGGUACCCGAUUUUCAGCGCUUCACGCCGGAGUCUUUGGAUUUCACCCGUCAACUGGUGCGGUAUCGAAAAAGGGGCUGUUCACAGUAUGGGAAGGCUUGGACACGCCUAGCUGGGUUGGAAGAGAUCUUAAAGUUUUCCCCUACGUUUUUAAGACUUUGCAUUCUCUAGAUCAAGAAGCCCCGCCAGAUUAUUAUUCAAGUGAAGGAGAGGAAGACGUUUCUGGCGCACCUAGCACGUUCGGGAGAGAUAAUGAAGAUUCCCCUAGCUAUUUCGAGACUGCUGUACACUCUCCAACUGAAGAAGACUUUCCGCCAUCUUAUGAAAGCGAAGAAGAAAAAGAAAAAGAAGAAAAAGUAAAAACAGAAGAAGACGUGCGUGCAUCAAUUCGAGCUGGGAAACGCCGUGCAGAUACCAAGGAUCCCAAACAAUUUGAAAAGACUCCAAGACAAUUUGGAAAGGCUCCAGGACAGUUUGAAAAAGCCCCUUUAGAACAAUUGGACAAGAAUCCUCCACAGCAACCUGACAACUACGCACGCCCAAAUCAAGAAGACCAGCUCCAGAUUCUAUAUCCAACCGACUUUAUACCCGAGAACGACCCCGACCAAAUCAAGGCCACGGAAAAGUUUUUAAACGAUAUCUGCAAAGCAACCGGAAGUUGGUGUCGACGCAUCUCUAUCCAACAGGAUUGGCGCGAUUCAAGCCCCGUUGAGGAGAAGGAUUUGAAUAAAUAUCUCUACAGUCUCACCCACCACGGACUGUAUUUUGCAGCCUACGCCUCUUUUGAGAAAUACCGAGAGAGUUAUGGGAAAUCGAACAAUUUGAAAACCGCCCUGUCAGGCAAUGCUAUACCACAAUGCUGGGAUCGGAGCAACAAGGUUGGUCCGAAACAGCACAUGGAGAUUGAGACGCGAAUGUCCGUGUUUAAGAAGUGGUUCCUCGAGCGUUAUUAUUCUUCGUCGCCCAAAGUGGUCGUGGCGAUUCAUAUUGACGCUGUCAAACCAAUGAGCGAGAAAGGAGAUCCGUUUGGACCAUUGACAUCGGGGCUUCAGCCAACGUAUCUUGCUGCUAUACUUGGUGCUCCUGAAGUAGCUAUUCCAAUCGCACAAGCCUCGUACAGAUUUCAGAAUCCUAAGCACAGAUCUCGCAUUAUGAAUGUGAGCAAAAAGGUGACGAUGCCGAUAGUCAUCUCGCUCAUGGGAUUUCCAAAGGGCGACCUAUCGCUUCUUCAAUGGGCUAUUCAAGCAUUGCAAAAGACAGGGCGUCCGACGCGAGUUAAUACAGGGCUGCGUGCGUUUUGA
Molecule: messenger RNA, 2277 nt
Organism: Talaromyces rugulosus
Lineage: Eukaryota; Fungi; Ascomycota; Eurotiomycetes; Eurotiales; Trichocomaceae
Exons: 7
Coding region: 1-2277 (758 amino acids)
Source: RefSeq, a predicted model, not a curated record